AUGGACAAUCCAGUUUCAAUGUUCGCUGGAAACACUCAGCAUCAUUUGAUUAAUUCACUAUAUAUGAGUAAAGGUGAAUUGUCCCCCAGCCCUAAUUCCUCCCCGUAUACUACAACCAGUCCAUCUGUUCCACACCACUUCUAUACACAAAACUAUCCACUUCUGACAACGAACAGUAUAUUUUAUUCAGAACCAAGUCAUAAUUCUACCAAUAAUGUAGCUAGUAUACCAUCAAUUCUAACAAACUCUUUUGAAACACCAGCAAAUUCAGGUGGCAAUACAUUCGAUCAACUGAAUGUUAAGAAUUCAACCUUUUAUUCUGAAUCCAAUUUAUCGUCUUCUUCGUCAACAUCAUCAUCAGCAUCAUCAUCACGGACAGCUACUGCAUCAAAUUCAACUGAUGAACUACCUUCUAUUCAAAUUCCAAUGUCAUAUUCAUCAACCUCCUUUGAAAUCACCCAACACAGCAUUCCUACCACGUCAGUUAUUACAAGUCUUGCUAUAGUUACGGGCAAUAAUUGUGAUUCAUUAGAGUUAUCAGAUGAUGUAAAACAUUCAUAUAUGGUUAAAGAUAAUAGUAAUAGUAACCAUCAGUAUGAUUGUAAUGAUUUACUCACGUCAUAUAGUUCUACUCCAUUACAUCCUAGUAACUAUUCAGAUAUUGUCAAUUCACCACUUGGUCACGAUGUGGAUUGUCACCAUUUGAAAAGUUAUCGUCAACAUGAACAUCAAUCAGUGAGGAUAAAAUCAUCAGAUGACUAUGAAUCACCUACUCAUCGUGUAGUACGCAGCCACCCUUCCAACAGUCUGUAUUGGAGAAACUCAAAGGAAUCUGAUCUAUCCUCAGUUAACAAACCAAUCACGCCAACAGUUACCACCUCGUGUUUGCCAAAUCUGGUUACAGCAACAACUGACGAUGUAAAUCGACCUCUGUCUACAAUGAAUCGAACAAGAAUGUUUGACUUACAUAAACCUCUUCACACUUGCGGAGUACACCCUCAUAAUUAUCAUAGAUCCAGUUUACAUGGUUCGUUAAACAAUGAAUUCACAGACGAAAACAAUAACAUUAAGAUAAACCCAGUGAAGCAAGAAUAUGAAAUGAACCCAUCAUCAAAAUCGUUGACAUCAGCAGUGACAACAAUGGUAUCAGCAACCACUGUUGAAACAGUAGCUACCAAUCUACUGAGACAACAGUUAAGCAAUUCUUUGUAUAAUUUAAAGCAAGAAAUAAUGCCAACUCAUCAGAAUUCUCAAACAUCAUGGUCAAGUUCAAACUGUGAUUAUUCAAGUCAAAAGGAAGCAACAUUGUCUUCUAGUUACUUAAGUCUACCAUGCUCAACAGAAGAGAUGAAGAAUCCCAAUAGCCAAGGUCAUACAGAUAACAAUGAUAAAUUCAACAACUUGAAACCAGAAGACCAACAAAAAUAUCAUACAACUAAAAAUAUUCAGAAUAUAAAUCAUAAACCAACCUAUCAGAUUGCUUUAUCAUUGACUGCUAAUUUCUAUCCAACAGUAGAUCCAAUUAAUAAUACAUUAAAACACAAAGAUUAUAACUCAGAUUGGGAAGUAAACAAUCCAGUUAAUCCUCGUCGUCAUACAACUUAUGAAGAUAUGUUAAAAUCUACACAAAAUCAUUUAAUGAAUACUUUAAAUGAAUAUCAUCAAGGCAAUGAUCAACAAUUAAUGGUUAUAACUAAACAAAAUGAACAAACUUCAUUGACUACAUUGAAUAAUGAUAAUACAAAUUAUUAUCAUGAACAUUUUCCACUAUCACCUAGUCCAUUGCAUAACUUCGAUAUUAUACCAUAUUGUAAUGGGCAUAAUCUUUUUUAUCAUCAAAAUUAUUACAAUGAAAUAGAAAUUCCACCCUUUAUAAUACCUGAUUAUAAUGAACCUACAAAUCAGAAUCAAUACUAUUUGCCAAAUGAUAUGAAUAAUUCUGAGGCUAAUGAUUUAUUACAUAUGAAUAGGUUAAAUUAUUCUACAACUUCAACUGAUACUACCAUGAAUACAAUUGUAAACAGUAGUAUUAGUAGUAGCGUUCUUGGUCACAAUAUCUUUGACAAAUACAAUAAUGAAUCUUAUAUAAAUUCAUCAGAUUCAGUUUAUUCCAACAAUUGUCGACAAAUAUUCAAUAAUCCUCAUGAAACUAAUCAAAUCUCAUCCACAAACCUUUCAAGCACCUAUUUAACUAGUUUAGAUAAAGUUAAUAACAAUGUUACUAGUAGCAUAGAUAAUUCAAGAGGUUUGUUAAGUGAUGUAACGUUACCAAAUCAUUUAUAUUUUAAUCAGCUGCCUAUAAAUCCUUAUGAUCACAAUGUUGAUGGUGAUUAUCAUCACCACAGUGUACAUCCUCGUCAUCCUCCUCCUCCUCCUCGUCCUCCUCCUCCUCCUCACCAUCAUCAUCAGUCUUUUCCACUUCAUCAGCAUCAUCAUCAGGAACACGAACAACAACAUUCUCAGGCAACUCAUUUCAUUCCUGAAUGUACAAAUCUCUUCAUAAAUACACUUAAUCAUCGUCCAUCUAAUAAUAUGAAUCAAGAUUAUUAUGCUUCAUUAUUAUCGUCUUCAGAAUCACGUUCAUCAAAAACUUCGGGUACACAAUUACCUUAUAAAUAUUCAUCACCUAGUAAUCUUAUAACUUCUUAUGACUCAACGACAUUUUUGCAUGAAAUGAAUUUAGCAGCAGUCAAUUCAAAACAGUCGGAUAGAAUUUCUCAUAAUCUUUAUGAACAUAAUAUUGACAAUACUACUAACAAUAAUAGUAGUAGUAGUGGUAAUAGUCGAAUGUCAGCACUUAUGGCAGCUGCUGCUGUAGCUGCCGCUGUAUCGCACAAUAAUAAUAUAAACCCAAAUUUAGCAAAUAAUUCAAGCAUUAAACACAAUAAUAUAGAUGAUCAAUUAAGUCGUCAGUCAAAUGCUUACAGCUUAUUUGGACAAUCGAAUAAUUUACUAAUGGCUGCUGCAGCCUCAGCAGCUGGUGAUUUAAAUCUAUCCUCAGGUAAUCAGAUACGUCGACAAAGACGUGAAAGAACAACUUUUACACGACAUCAGCUGUUAAUGUUAGAAGAAUUAUACACGAAAACACGUUAUCCAGAUGUAUAUGUACGUGAAGAAUUAGCCUUAAAACUACGUCUACCAGAGUCAAGAGUACAAGUUUGGUUUAAAAAUCGUCGAGCUAAAGGACGUAAUCAACAAAGACAAAAUUCACUUAAUGAUAAUAAUACAUCAACUAGAAAUGGAUUAAAUGUUUGUCAAUAUGAUAAUGUAAAAUAA
Heterobilharzia americana is the source of this 3276-nucleotide messenger RNA. The record is from the annotation of a GenBank genome assembly. Lineage: Eukaryota; Metazoa; Platyhelminthes; Trematoda; Strigeidida; Schistosomatidae.